CAGAUGCUCAUCGCUAUGGAGUUGCCGCAGCAGCACCUUUGGGGGCUCCGGCGAGCGACCGGAGCCGGGAUCUGAGCGAGCGCCAGGGCCAGCGGAGCCGGAGCCGCCGGGACAUGGUUGCAGAUCUGAUGUCUUCUGAACACCUCACCGUGUCUCCAUUCCUGGGACUCUGAACCCAGCAGCUGGACCACUUUGUUCUUGGAAUUUUGGGCAUCCUUUCUUCUCACAUUUCCCUUUUCCCUUCUCUCUUUUCCCCUCCUGAGAACUCCUGAAGACUGCGUGAUUGUCAUGGAGUCCAGGGAAAUUUUAAGCAGCUCCCGGCAAAGAGGGGGCGAUUCGGAAUUCCUGCCUGUCUCCUCCACCAAGCCCCCUGCAGCUCCUGGCUGUUCAGGGGAACCUUUGCUCUCCACUGCAGGACCUGGAAAGGGGAUCCCAGUGGGUGGAGAACGCAUGGAGCCAGAGGAGGAGGAUGAACUGGGCUCAGGGCGGGACGUGGAUUCCAACUCCAAUGCAGACAGUGAGAAGUGGGUGGCAGGAGAUGGCCUGGAAGAGCAGGAGUUUUCCAUCAAGGAGGCGAAUUUCACUGAGGGGAGUCUGAAGCUGAAGAUUCAAACAACCAAGCGGGCUAAGAAACCCCCAAAGAACUUGGAGAACUAUAUAUGCCCACCUGAGAUCAAGAUCACCAUCAAGCAGUCUGGGGACCAGAAGGUGUCCCGAGCUGGGAAAAAUGGCAAAACUACAAAGGAGGAAGAAAGAAGCCACUCCAAAAAGAAGCUCCUCACAGCCAGUGACCUUGCAGCCAGCGACCUCAAAGGAUUUCAGCCACAGGCAUAUGAGAGGCCCCAGAAACACUCAGCUCUCCAUUAUGACCCAGGCCUCACACAGGACUUCACCGGGGACACCUUAAAACCAAAGCACCAGCAAAAAAGCAGCAGCCAGAAUCACGUGGACUGGUCCACCACCUCUGACAGUGGACCGACCACUCAGAAUUGCUUCAUUGGUACAGAGUCUGGCAGAGAAUCUACGAGCACCAGCAAGAUUCCAGCUCUUGAGCCUGUGGCUUCCUUUGCAAAGGUCCAGGGUAAGAAAGGCAGUGCAGGAAGCACGUGGAGUCAGUUGUCUAACAGUAGCAAAGAUCUGCUCUUGGGAAGUGUGGUUCCAUCCCCAAGCAACCACAGCUCACCAGCUCCACCCAGCAGCUCUGCUGAGUGCAACGGGCUUCAGUCCUUGGGAGAUCAAGAUGGAGGGGGGACAAAGGAUCCCCCAGAACCACCUGUUAUAGGCAGCAAGAAAAAGUCUAGUAAGAAAGAUGCAAGUCAGAACAUCCCAAACCCAGACCUGGAUUGGAUCAAGAGUACCCAGAAAGCAUUUGACAACACUGAAGGUAAAAGAGAAGGCUACUCUGUAGAUAACACCCAAGAAGCAUCACCAGCCAGGCAGAACGUGAGUUCCGUCAGUAAUCCUGAAAAUGACUCAAGUCAUGUCCGGAUUACUAUCCCCAUCAAGACACCCUCUCUAGAUCCAAGCAGCCAUAAGAGAAAGAAGAGACAGUCCAUCAAAGCUGUGGUUGAUAAAAUCAUCCCAGAGAAAGCCCUGGCUUCUGGAAUCACGAUGAGCAGUGAAGUAGUUAACAGGAUCCUUUCCAAUUCAGAGGGCAAUAAGAAAGAUCCCCGCGUCCCCAAAUUGGGUAAAAUUAUAGAGAAUGAGUCCUCCUCAGUUGGUCUUGAAACUGGUGGAAAUAUUGAAAAAAUUGUCCCAGGAGCUGUGUCUAAGCCACGGAAGCCACCUUUGGUCAUGACGCCUCCAACAUGCGCAGAUCACUCUCCGUCAAGAAAGCUGCCAGAAAUUCAACAUCCAAAAUUUGCUGCAAAACGGAGGUGGACGUGCAGCAAACCAAAACCUACCAGCAUGCUCCGAGAGGCAGUCAUGGCCACCUCUGAUAAACUGAUGGUGGAACCACCAUCUGCCUAUCCCAUCACCCCCUCCAGCCCUCUGUACACCAACACAGACAGUCUUACUGUGAUCACUCCAGUCAAGAAGAAGCGGGGACGACCAAAGAAGCAGCCUCUGCUCACAGUAGAGACAAUUCAUGAGGGUACUUCCACCAGCCCAGUCAGUCCCAUCAGCCGAGAGUUUCCUGGCACUAAGAAAAGAAAGAGGCGACGCAAUUUAGCUAAGUUAGCCCAGCUUGUGCCAGGAGAGGACAAACCCAUGAGCGAGAUGAAAUUUCACAAAAAAGUUGGAAAGCUUGGUGUGUUGGAUAAGAAGACCAUCAAAACGAUCAAUAAGAUGAAAACACUGAAGAGGAAAAAUAUCUUGAACCAGAUUUUGUCCUGCUCCAGCAAUAUUGCUUUGAAGGCUAAAGCUCCCCCAGAGACCAGCCCUGGGGCAGCAGCAAUCGAAAGCAAAUUGGGCAAGCAGAUUAACGUCAGCAAGAGGGGGACCAUCUACAUUGGCAAGAAGAGGGGCAGAAAGCCAAGAACAGAGCUGCCACCCCCAUCCGAAGAACCCAAAACAGCCAUCAAGCACCCAAGGCCUGUUUCUAGCCAGCCGGAUGUUCCAGCCGUGCCUUCCAACUUUCAGUCACUUGUGGCGUCUUCACCAGCAGCUAUGCACCCACUUUCAACACAGUUAGGUGGGUCCAAUGGCAACCUGAGCCCCGCCAGCACUGAAACCAAUUUUUCAGAGUUGAAAACUAUGCCAAAUCUCCAGCCCAUCAGUGCUCUUCCAACCAAAACCCAAAAGGGAAUACACAGUGCAACCUGGAAGCUGUCUCCACCCAGGCUGAUGGCCAACUCUCCUUCACACCUUUGCGAGAUUGGCUCACUAAAGGAAAUCACACUGUCCCCUGUCAGUGAGUCGCACAGCGAGGAGACGAUCCCGAGCGACAGUGGCAUCGGGACAGACAAUAACAGCACGUCUGAUCAAGCGGAGAAGAGUUCAGAAUCCCGACGGAGGUACUCUUUUGAUUUCUGCUCCCUGGACAACCCGGAGGCCAUUCCAUCUGACACCAGCACAAAGAAUCGGCAUGGCCACCGGCAGAAGCAUCUCAUUGUGGACAACUUUCUGGCCCACGAGAGCCUCAAGAAGCCAAAGCACAAGAGGAAACGGAAAAGCCUGCAAAACCGGGAUGAUCUCCAGUUUCUGGCAGAGCUGGAAGAGCUCAUUACCAAGUUCCAAGUGUUCAGGAUCUCCCACCGGAGUUACACCUUUUACCAUGAGAAUCCAUAUCCCAGCAUUUUUCGGAUUAACUUUGAUCACUAUUACCCGGUGCCAUAUAUCCAGUAUGACCCCUUGCUCUAUCUUCGUAGGACUUCAGACUUGAAGUCAAAGAAGAAGCGUGGUAGGCCUGCAAAAACCAAUGACACCAUGACAAAGGUGCCUUUUUUACAAGGGUUCAGCUACCCUAUUCCCAGUGGAAGUUACUAUGCACCCUAUGGAAUGCCUUACACAUCAAUGCCUAUGAUGAACCUUGGUUACUACGGUCAGUACCCAGCUCCUUUAUACCUAUCGCACACCUUGGGAGCAGCUUCCCCCUUCAUGAGGCCAACAGUGCCACCACCUCAGUUCCACACAAGCUCCCAUGUAAAGAUGUCUGGGGCAGCUAAACAUAAAGCAAAGCACGGAGUACACCUGCAGGGACCUGUUGGCAUGGGCCUUGGGGACAUGCAGCCAUCCCUGAACCCUCCCAAGGUGGGCAGUGCCAGUCUGUCCAGCAGUCGGCUCCACAAAAGGAAACACAAACACAAGCAUAAGCACAAGGAAGACCGGAUCCUGGGGACCCACGACAACCUGAGCGGUCUCUUUGCAGGCAAAGCCACAGGAUUCUCUAGCCACCUCCUGAGUGAGCGGCUGAGCAGCGUGGACAAAGAGCUCCCACUGGGGAAUGAGAAGAGCAAGCAUAAGGAGAAGCAGAGACACCAGCACAGUGACGCCAGCCACAAAGCUUCUAAGAACAACUUUGAGGUGGACACCCUGUCUACGCUGUCACUUUCUGAUGCCCAGCAUUGGACGCAGGCCAAGGACAAAGGUGACUUGAGCAGUGACCCUGUGGACUCAUGCACUAAAAGGUACUCUGGCAGUGGUGGGGAUGGUGGCAGCACGAGAUCAGAGAGCCUGGACGUGUUCAGUGAAAUGAACCCUUCGAAUGACAAGUGGGACAGUGAUGUGAGUGGGAGUAAAAGGAGGAGCUACGAAGGCUUUGGGACAUACAGGGAAAAGGACAUCCAAGCCUUCAAGGUGAACCGCAAGGACAGAAGUUCUUAUGACUCCUCCAUGUCUCCAGGGAUGCCAAGUCCUCAUUUAAAAGUGGACCAGACGGCAGCACACAGUAAGAACGAGGGCUCAGUGUCCACCAUGAUGACCAGGAAGAAGCCAGCUGCAAUGGACAGUGUUGCAAUUCCACCAACCCCAGUGUUAUCUCUCCUGGCUGCAUCUGCAGCAACCUCAGACACAGCCAGCUGCUCCCUGAAGAAGCGGUUCAAGCGGCAGGAGAUCGAAGCCAUCCAAUGCGAGGUGCGGAAGAUGUGCAACUACACCAAGAUUCUGUCCACCAAGAAGAACCUGGACCACGUGAACAAGAUCCUGAAGGCCAAGCGGCUGCAGAGACAAUCAAAGACAGGCAACAACUUUGUCAAGAAGCGGCGCGGGCGGCCGCGAAAGCAGCCCACCCAGUUCGACGAGGACUCCAGAGACCAAAUGCCGGUGCUGGAAAAGUGCGUCGACCUGCCCAGCAAGCGGGGUCAGAAACCCAGCCUGAGCCCGCUGGCGCUGGAGCCCGCCGCCGGCCAGGACGCGGUCAUGGCCACCAUCGAGGCGGUCAUCCACAUGGCCCGGGAGGCGCCCCCGCUGCCGCCGCCGCCGCCGCCCCCGCUGCCGCCGCCCCCGCCGCCGCCUCCGCCCCCGCCGCCGCCGCUGCCCAAGACGCCCCGGGGCGGGAAGCGGAGACACAGACCCCAGCCUCCCGCGCAGCCGCCACAGCCGCCGCCCGCGCCGCAGCCCCUCCCCCAGGAGGAGGAGGUGAAGGCCAAACGGCAGAGGAAGUCCCGAGGGAGCGAGAGUGAUGUCCUUCCCUAGGGUUGGUGUGUGCGUGCGCACCUGGGGCGGGGGACUGAGGCGUCGCAGGUGCAGCGAGCCGGGUGGGGCGCACCCUCCACCCUAGCAGGGACACCCAAGCCCUUCUCUGCAGCUAGCUGGCCAGACGUCGGGGCUGAGCCUCCAGGGGCCCUGGGGCAAGCCAUGCGACGCGGGGGACGCGGGUCUGUGCAGUCCGGGAGUUCCCAGCACCGCGGCGCUUUAGCGUGGCGGGAUGCGGAUAGGUGAGCCCAGCCCCAUCCGGGAGGAGAGGGCCGCCUGAUGGCCCUCGUCCCAGAUGGGCACUGGGAUCCCAUGUCUUUUGCUGGCCGGGAAAAUCGAAAGGGAAACACCUUCAAUUGGGAAACAUUCCAAGGGGAGAAAAGCUGCAAAUUUCUCGACUGGCUUUGAGGUAACCCACUUCCGUUUCAUUGGUUUUUAUUUUCUUUCUGUUGGUUUUCAAGCUGUGCUAGGCUUUGAGGCCCCAACCUCGUCUCCGGGUGACCUGUAUCUUUCCGUUAACAGUACAGUUCCUUAGAUGGAAUCCUGUGAUGGAAGGUGGGAUUCUAGUGAUGGGUGACCUUAGCCCUGCUUUCAUAUCCUCUGGUGCAGACACACGGAGUUUUAGCAUCGUCUGUUCCUGCUUUUCUUUUGCCUGUUGUACUUUCAUGUAUGUACAUGUCCAUCACCGUGCUUGCUGCCGCCUCUGUCAUGGUACACAUCGAGGUCGAGUAAACCGGUACCUGUGUUGUAAAGUUCGCCCUUGGCCUGCUGUCCCGAGGAUACCUGGCUCUGAAUAACAAUCAUUGUGAAACAGAUAAUAGGUAUUGAUAGAGACCUUUUAGUAAGUGAGUAGCCAAGGAUAUGUUGACCCAGGUGUCAACCAGGUUGUUUUCAUCCUUAAAACAUAUCGGCAGAGAAUAGGCAGAAUAAAAUGGCUGUCAUACCCCACAGCAAGUGGAAUAACUUAACAAACCACCAAAUACUGAAACCCCAGGCCCACCAGAAAGACAUGUGUCUAGCAAUGCCUUGGUAAGUGAUUUUUUUUUUUUAUUUCAUUCAAACAACUAUCAUGGAUUGUCAGAAAAAGGAAACAGAAAGACAAUAGAAGUCCAUUGUCUCUUGAUAACUAUUUCUUAAAAAGCAAGUGGGAGUAAGUGUUCUUAACUGAAAAAAUAAAAUAAAAUUCUCAAAGGGUGUCACCACUCCAAUUGUAUCAAGCCACCUUGGACAAAGUAUCCAAAUUGUGGUUGCCUUAAUAAACUAAAACAUUUUUGUACAUAAUGUAAUUAUAAAUCUAUCAGUCUGCAUGGAUGCAAACUGUGUGUGACAAAUCGUCUUUUAAAUGGUCAAUUUCAACUGUACAUUUCUCAUCCAAGUUGUACUCUAGCCAUUGGUUUAGCGUGAACAGAUAUUGCAUCACUAUUAUCCAUUUCCAAAGCCCAAGUAAAACAUGAAGACUCAGAAUGAAUAUGAAGUUAUUCCAUUGCCGUAGAUAUUUUUAACAAUUCAGAUGUGGAAAUUUCAAAUAAGUAUUUUCAAUUUCCUCCCUCACUCCUCCCAUCACCUUCCCCAAGACAUCAAACACCUGGCAUGGUAGAUUAUAGAAAGAGAGACACUGAAGAGAGAGAAUUAAAUUUUCUAUUGGGAAUUAGAAUAUCUGGUUUACCUCAAAAUUAAGUUUCUUUACAGGAAGUUGGGACCAGCUGGAAGUUAUAUUAUCACUUCAGAACACAAUAUUAUUUCCUUAGAGAGAGGUGGAUGAUUUUUUUUUUUUUGUUAGAAGCCUAAGAGAAUAAGUGAUAGGAUAUCUAUGGAUGUGAAUUUCAAAACCCCAAGUUAAUAUGUUUGCAUACAUCACAGCUCUGUCAGGGCACCAACAGUUGGUGGAAAUUACAGUCAUCCCGUUCUGCACUGUCACUAUGGACCUGACAUCAUUUGCUGCCACUAAGUCGGUUGUGUUUAAUUCUAGAGAUAUGUUAAGUUUAUAGGACUGUACUUUAAAGCUUAUAUCUGAGACCCUCAGUUUGUGACUGGGUUAACCUUUGCCAUUUCACACAGGCUGAAUAGCAACAUCACAACAGCCAUUUCCAGUUUGUCAUUCUCACGCCACGUGUGAGUGGCUCCAAAGUCACCAGAGGGGAAAGUUUAAAUUAGCCCUUCUCACCCCAUCGCUGACCAUUUUCAUUCCAAUUAAGCCAUGCAGAGAUUUCUCUUCCUGUUGGAUAGUGAAAACCAUUCUUUUUGUUCUGUCCUGGCCUCUUUUGCUCCCCACCUGGUACUGUCUCUUCAGCUAAGCCUGUUAAGCACACAACAUUUUCUUGCAGGCACUCCAGAAACUUCUUAAAGGAGGACCCAAAGUUUAAUUGGCAUUAACUUCUAAUAACGAGUAACAUCCCAGUAACUUUGGGAAUUUCCAAACCAAUGAAGGAUACUCUGGGAGAGACACAGCAAGAGUUGCAAUUCACACAUAAACUGGGGUCUCUGGUCCUUUGAGUGAAAUGCAAAUCCUCUACAUAUAGAUCCUAAGAAUAGACUGGUAAGUUGCAGACUACCUAAGAUGAGGCAUGCUAACCAAUUACUUGGAGGUGGAAGCAAGUCCAAUCAAUUACACAGAUUCCUCUUCACCACCUCAGUAUUAAAUUUCUCAAUUUUUCUUCUGCUUUUCCUCAACAUAACUCAUUUCAUUGAUGCAACCAUUUCCUUAUUCUCUAACUAAUUCCUGUUCUUUAGUAUCUCCUUUCCUGUCCAUACCCCACAUUGGGUCAGUCUAGUGUCACAUCUAGUUGGUUGCAGGCCAGAAAGAAAAUCCAGUUUUCCUAACACAGAUUGUAAAGGUCUUUGGCCACCCAAUACUGCCUUCUGGGGCUGCAUUUUUAUUUUGACAGAGAGCAUUUGUGAUGCCAGCUCCACAAAAUAUUCUGUAAGAGAAAUCCCUUGAUUUUCAUGCCAUUAUUUUUUCUGAAAUAUACUCGCCUUCAGCAAGCAGAUGUGGACUCAUUUAUAAUAUAAGGAGUUUGAUUAGGGAUGAGAAAAAAGAUGAAAUGAGAUGUAACAGCCUCCUGGAUUUUUAAUCCACCUUACCAAGUGGUUGGGGCCCACUUGCCUUUCACCCUCUACAGGGACAAAAGUUGACCUGCUUCAAAUAGCCCAGCUCUGGUCGAAGGAAAGGAGAACAUUUAAGGGGCUGUUUUCUCACUUGGUAGGACCUGGAGUGUGCAGCCACUGACAGCCCAGGAAAGGUGACUACAGGCUGGCAGAAGAUUAGCAUGUCUCCCUGGCUUCUGUCUCGAGGGGGAGUUCAUGUUCAGUGGCAGGCAGAAUUUGUGCUCUGCACAUUGCUGGGUCUAUAAAUAUGAUAAGCAAGUGGUGACAGAAUUAUUGUACAGGUGAUGUUCUACAUGCAGAUCAUAAAGGAUUUGGGUUUUGGACUUAAGUAGAAAAUCCGACUCCCAGCUUAUUACCCAACAAUAUUCAGAUAAUGAGCUUUUGGAGAAUAUAUUUUUUUUUCCCUAUCACUAGGAAGAUUUUCCUGGGAACUGUCUAAAGUCUAUACAGAUAUAUCCAAAGCCUUUAAAUGCCAACUGCAGCAUGGAGAGAGAGGGGGUGGCAGAAGUCGAAAUGCCUCAAAAGCCAUUUAAGUGUUCUGUUGCCGGAUCUUCAGUCUUUCUCAUUAUGUAAAAGUAGAUAAAUAUAGACAUUUUUUUCUCAACACUACCCUAGUAUCACAAUGGUCCAAAUGCCAGAGCUUACAGAUAAUGUCAUCACAGUGCCUAGAAACAAACUGUAAUAUAUCGUAGCAUUUUCUUGGUGUUUCUAAAAGUUUCUUUCCACAAUACAAGGCUCCCUCUGCCUCUUGUUUCUUGAAGAGUUCACGCCACUGAUGCGUCUUCCUUCCCUCUUGGACUUAGUCAUUUGGGGAACAGUCUUAGAAGCACAUUUCAACCAAGGAAGAAACUUCCUGGAUUUCUAUUGCCCGCUUGCCCAGGUAUAAUAAACACUAAUGGGGAGGGAGGGGGGAUUGAAAAGAGCUGCCCACCAGUCAACAGGGAAGGGCAGUUGCACCCUGGGUGGAGUCUUUCUUUUUCUUCCUUUUUAAAAAAAUCUAUUUCUUAAAUAAUAAAUGCACAUGAUGUGUUAAAUAUGUACAUAUAUAUUUCAAAAGAAAAAAAUGGGGCACAAGAUUGUCUUACAAGUCGUGCUGGCUAAUUUUUAGUUUGUAUUCAUAAGUGGUUUUUAAAAGCCUUUUUUAAAGUGUAAUUUGCAUGUUCUACUUUGAUUGUAUGUAAACAUAUUUUAGAACAAAAAAUGUAUUUGUAUUUUAUUGAAUAUAGAGGCAAGAAAAAUUGUACAUUGUUUGAAAUGUUCUUUUUGUAACAGUUUUUAUUCAUAAAGCAUUUUUGUACAUUUAAAAUGAACAUGGACUUGCUGUUAUUUGAGGCGUAGAUACAUCUGGCAUGCUUUACUGCCAUGCUCCUCCAUGGUCUUAGAUGUUGGGUUUUAAACAUUUUUUUCUAAAAGAAAGCUCAGUCUUUUUCGCUACCAGAUCAGGUUAGCACCGUAUAGAGCACUUAACUAUUAAAAAAAAAAAAGUUAAUCCUAUUCAUAUGUUAUUCAUUGUGUGAAAUUAAAGACAUUCA
Messenger RNA from Lepus europaeus (European hare), 9713 nucleotides. It is a transcript of the gene SETBP1, whose product is annotated as SET binding protein 1. The record is from RefSeq and is a predicted model, not a curated record. Lineage: Eukaryota; Metazoa; Chordata; Mammalia; Lagomorpha; Leporidae. The transcript is spliced from 6 exons. The coding region runs from base 289 to 5076 and encodes 1595 amino acids. Gene Ontology annotation, molecular function: DNA binding.